UUCCAAAACCCCUGAUAAACUUAAACCCUAACAGUCAGAGCAUUGGAGUUUGGAAUGUAUCAAUAUAAAUUAAAAAAAAGUAUAAUCCAAAACCCCUGAUAAAGUUAAACCCUAACAAUCAGAGCAUGGUGAAAUCGUAUCUCCGGUAUGAACCAGCGGCGUGUUUUGGGGUUAUAGUAUCGGUUGAAUCAAAGAUUGCGUAUGAUUCGUCCGGCAAACACUUGUUGGUGCCGGCGUUAGAGAAAAUUGGCAUAUGGCAUGUGAGGCAGGGUCUUUGCACCAAAACCCUAACUCCUUUACCUUCAUCAAACUCAAAAGCCCCCUCUAAUGCUGUCACAUCAAUUUCAUCAUCAUCAUCCCGCAUAGCUAGUGGUUAUGCUCAAGGAACUAUUAGAAUUUGGGAUUCCGAGAAAGGGAUGUGUGAAACCACAUUGAAUGGGCAUAAAGGGGCUGUAACGGCACUUCGAUACAAUAAGCUUGGAUCAUUACUAGCAUCAGGAGGUAAAGAUAAUGACAUUAUUUUGUGGGAUGUGGUGGCGGAGACUGGUCUUUUUCGCCUUCGAGGGCAUCGUGAUCAGGUUACUGAUCUUGUUUUCUUGGAUUCUGGCAACAAACUCGUCACGGCUUCUAAGGACAAGUUUUUGAGGGCAUGGGAUCUUGAUACUCAACAUUGCAUGCAGAUUAUAAGUGGUCAUCAUUCUGAAAUAUGGUCCAUAGAUAUUGACCCCGAGGAAAAAUAUCUGGUCACCGGUUCUGCUGACCCUGAACUUCGUUUUUACUCUAUAAAUCAUGAAAACAAAACAGAUAUGAAUAAGGAGUUGCCUACUGAAAACAAAUGGGAAGUACUUAAGUCAUUCGGUGAAAUUCAGCGGCAAAGCAAGGAUAGAGUUGCAACAGUGAAGUUUAACAAGUCGGGAAACCUGCUGGCUUGUCAAGUUGCAGGGAAGACGGUGGAAAUAUUCCGUGUGCUGGAUGAGUCUGAAUCUAAAUGCAAAGCAAAAAGAAGAAUCAGUAGAAAGGAGAAGAAAGCUGCCAAAGAAGGCCGUGAGGCAACGGAAAAAGGAGAGACGGAUAUUGAAGCUGAAGGAGGCAGCAAUCUUGUUGUUACAGUCCCGGAUAUCUUCAAGCUUCAUCAGAUCCUAUGGGCUGGAAAGAAGAUCUCCUCAAUUUCUUUCUCCCCAGUUACUUCAAAGAAUUCACUGGCUACCUUAGCUUUGUCUUUGAACAAUAACUUAUUGGAAUUUCAUGCUAUAGAAAGCAGUUCAACUACUAAAUUGAGUGCUAUUGAGAUUCAGGGGCAUCGUGCUGAUGUCAGAAGUGUGACUCUCAGCUCAGAUAACACUCUUUUGAUGUCGACUAGUCAUAAUGCAAUUAAAAUAUGGAACCCUACAACUGGUUCUUGCCUCCACACAAUUGAUUCAGGAUAUGGUCUCUGUGGACUGUUUGUUCCGGGCAACAAGUAUGCUGUCGUUGGUACAAAGGGCGGUACUUUAGAAAUUAUCGACAUUAGAAGUGGUACUUGUGUGGAAGUAGUGGAAGCCCAUGGUGGUUCUGUUCAGUCAAUUGCUUUAAUUCCAGAUGGGACAGGUUUUCUCACUGGCAGUGCUGAUCACGAUGUUAAAUUCUGGGAAUUUCAAAUCGUACAAAAGACUGGUGAAGUGUAUAAGCAUUUAACUGCAUCUCCUGGAAGGAGCUUAAAAAUGAAUGAUGAUGUUUUAGUCGUGGCUGCGAGCCCUGAUGGUAAAUUAGUUGCUGUUGCUUUGUCGGAUAACACAGUAAAGGUCUUCUAUAUGGAUUCACUCAAGUUCUUUCUUUCGCUCUACGGUCAUAAUCUUCCUGUAUUCUGUAUGGAUAUUUCUUCAGAUGGGGAUCUUCUUGUAACUGGCUCCGCGGACAAAAAUGUGAGAAUUUGGGGUCUAGUUUUCGGGGAUAUUCAUAAGUCACUUUUUGCGCACGCUGACAGUGUCAUGGGAAUUAAGUUUGUGUGUAACACCCAUUACUUUUUUAGUGUGGGAAAAGAUCGCCUGGUGAAGUAUUGGGAUGCCGAUAAGUUUGAGUUGCUUUUAACUCUUGAAGGUCACCAUGCUGAAGUUUGGUGUCUUGCGAUUAGCAACCGCGGCGAUUUUAUCGUUACAGGAUCACAUGAUCGUUCCAUACGACGUUGGGAUCGUACCGAAGAACAACUUUUUAUUGAGGAAGAGAAAGAAAAGAGAUUGGAAGAGAUGUUUGCAUUAGAAACCGACAAUGCAUUUGAGAAUAAGUAUGCAAUAAAGGAAGAACUUCCAGAAGAGGGAGCUGUGGCUUUAGCGGGGAAAAUGACACAAGAAACUCUUACUGGUACAGAUUCUAUCAUUGAAGCACUGGACAUGGCAAAUGGGGAACGGAAGCGUAUUGCUGAACAUGAGGUUGAAAAAUUAAAGGGCAGAGUUUCAGCAUUCAGACCGAAUAUUCUCAUGCUUGGGCUUUCUCCGUCUGAUUAUAUUCUUCGUGCAUUAUCUAGUGUUCAUACUAAUGAUCUGGAACAGGUGUUGUUGGCUUUACCCUUUUCUGAUAAUUUGGAGCUCUUUUUGUACCUGGAGAGUUGGGCCUUCAUACCAGAUAAGGUGGAGCUUGUUGGUAAUGUAGCAGCAAUAGUAGUGCGACUUCAUCAUCACCAGCUGAUUUCAACUGUCUCCGCCAAACCCCUAGUCACCCGUCUAGAAGACAGUGUUCCUCCAAAAGUUAAGGAAUUCAAAGAUCUCAUUGGUGGCAACCUUGCUGCAAUGUGUCAUCUUGAGCAAUUGAUGUCUAUGCGGUUGGGUGUUGUAUCUCGAGAUGUGAAGACUAAAUUAUGGGAGAUACGCUCAUGCAAUGCGAAACGUAUUGAAGCAAGGGAAGAUACAAAACAAGAAAAGAAGAGGAAGAAGAAACAGAAGAAGUUGGAUGGAGGACAUGUUUGGUCCUGAUUUAUUUAUUAUUAAAAUAACGUCAACUACACUUAUAUUGUUAUGUUUGUAGCUUUAUAUAUAUAUGCUUUCACUUCUAAGUUCCAUCUGGAUGAAGGGUCAGGGAACAAUUUUGUUUGUACAGUUUCAGCAAAGUAUGCUUGAGUUAUGAUAUUAGUUUUGUAUAUUAUAUUGUUAUUGAGUUUAUAAAGACUUUUGUAACAUUAA
Solanum tuberosum (potato) is the source of this 3152-nucleotide messenger RNA. Its product is annotated as WD repeat-containing protein 3-like. The coding region runs from base 126 to 2945 and encodes 939 amino acids. The transcript has 12 exons. Gene Ontology annotation, molecular function: snoRNA binding; protein binding. Gene Ontology annotation, cellular component: small-subunit processome; Pwp2p-containing subcomplex of 90S preribosome. The record is from RefSeq and is a predicted model, not a curated record. Gene Ontology annotation, biological process: maturation of SSU-rRNA. NCBI's taxonomy places the organism in Eukaryota, Viridiplantae, Streptophyta, Magnoliopsida, Solanales, Solanaceae.